Diachasmimorpha longicaudata is the source of this 2210-nucleotide messenger RNA. RefSeq names its product cytochrome P450 307a1-like. The record is from RefSeq and is a predicted model, not a curated record. Gene Ontology annotation, molecular function: oxidoreductase activity, acting on paired donors, with incorporation or reduction of molecular oxygen; heme binding; iron ion binding. The coding region runs from base 237 to 1790 and encodes 517 amino acids. The transcript has 3 exons. Lineage: Eukaryota; Metazoa; Arthropoda; Insecta; Hymenoptera; Braconidae.
AUUGACUUGCUAUAUAAGAUCGCUGUCUACCAUCAACAACCUCAGACCCAGUCCGAUCGGCAAACCGUUCAGAUAUCUCCAGACAAGUGAAGAAGAGCCUGAAUAUUUUUCUGAGAAGAACACUCCACCAGGUCUUCCACAAUUUCCCUGAGACGUGCGAAAUCGUUAUUUAUCGAUAAUCGCAUUCACCUCGUGAAGUUUAAAAUUUUUUUUUGUCAUUUCAUCGUUGCGUCAAGAUGUUGCCAGCAAUUUUCCUGAGCACCACGACUUAUUUCCUGAUAACAGCGUCUCUUGUGGCCCUGCUGAUGCUGCUGAUCGACCAGGCCAGGGCGAGACGGAAGAGGACAGUCUCUGAGAUCAUCGAGGAGGGCAUCCUCAGGGACAUCAAGAGGGACGGGGUGCCUGAGGCCCCUGGGCCCAAACCCUGGCCAAUCAUUGGAUCACUCGAUGUUCUGGGACGGUACGAUGUGCCCUACAAGGCAUUCGCUGAACUUGCUAAAGAGUACAACAGCCAGAUCAUCAAACUCAGGUUGGGAUCACUCAAUUGCAUGGUGGUCAAUGGGCUGGAGAACAUCCGGGAAAUUCUCUACACGAAGGGAACGCACUUCGACUCCAGGCCCAAUUUCACGAGAUACAAUCAACUAUUCGGAGGAGAUAAAGAUAAUUCGUUGGCGUUCAGCAACUGGUCUGACUUACAGAAGACCCGACGCGAGAUGCUCCGUGUCCACACAUUUCCUCGGGCCUUCACCGCCAAGUACAAUCAGCUCAACAGCCUCAUCGCUAAUGAGAUCAAGUGCCUGCUGAAUCAUAUUGACUCCGAGACCACCAGUGUCAAGGUCGCGGUGAAGCCCGCGGUGCUGAAGACAUGCGCCAACAUAUUCACCAAUUACUUCACCUCGAGAAGAUUUUCUGUCGACGAUGAGGAGUUCGAGGGGAUGGUCGACGCCUUGGACAAAGUCUUCUGGGAGGUGAAUCAGGGUUACGCAGCUGAUUUUAUGCCCUUCCUGAUGCCCCUGCACACGGGGAAUUUGCGCCGAGCGGCUUCUUGGGCGGAUACUGUCCGGAAAUUCGUGGUGAAGAGGUUGAUCGCGGACAGGAGGUCCUCCUGGACCUCGGUUAUUCCUGAGAAUGACUACGUCGACUGUCUGAUUAAUCACGUGCAGACCAAUGCCGAGCCGAAGAUGUCCUGGAACACAGCCCUAUUCGCGCUGGAGGACAUCAUCGGGGGACAUGCAGCCAUCGGUAAUUUCGUGGUUAAGAUCAUGGGGUACCUGGCGCCCAGGAGACACGUCCAGGAGAGAGCGCAGAAGGAAAUCGAUGGGGUGGAGGGCGUCGGGGAUGUUGUGGGUUUGGAGUACAGGAGAUCGAUGCCGUAUACAGAGGCCAUUCUCCUGGAGUCCAUCAGACUCAUCGCCAGUCCUAUUGUACCCCACGUCGCUAAUCGCGACAGCACAAUUGCUGGUUACAAAGUGGAGAAAGAUACUUUCAUAUUUCUGAAUAAUUAUGAGCUCAACAUGUCCGAAGACUUGUGGUCGUCGCCCCAGGAGUUCAUUCCCGAGAGAUUCCUGAAAAAGGGGAGGAUAUGGAAGCCCGAGUACUUUUUACCAUUUGGUGGAGGCAGGCGGUCCUGCAUGGGCUACAAAAUGGUUCAGUACGUGAGCUUUUCACUGGUUGCAACAAUUCUCAAACACUACACACUUCUACCUGUGGAAGGUGAGAGUUACAAGGUGCCUGUUGGUAGUCUAGCUUUGCCACUGAAAACGUUCAACUUCAGGUUCGAGAAGAGAUGAUCAGUUGUAGUUUAAUUCUCCCUAAAUUGUUAUCUUGCAUCCAAAGAACUGCAAAUCGCAAUUAAUUAAUUGUUAACGAAAUUAUUAGAUCGUAAGGUAGGAUAGGGUAUUUUAGUCGCUCUGAUUAUUCUUCCUGAUUGUUUCACUCGGAUCAGUCGAUCAUGAGGAAUGGACUGAUCAUAGUAUUAAGUAUUUAAGGUGAAUAUAUACAAAUUUUUGCGCGUGAUAAGUCACAUCAUCAACUCAUCGACUCCAUAUUUUCUUCUAAUUUAUUGUUGCUGUGAGAAAAUGUUGAGCAGACGAGGAAUAAUUGCGAAAUCAUCUCAUUACUCCCAAGCGGAUCCAAAUCAUCGACUCAUACUUUUGUUAUACAUCUGUUAUUUAAUUGAAAAAAAAAACGCAAAUUGUCAUUUUGUGGUA